AUGGCAGUCGGCUCGACGCGGGAACGAUUUCCCAACGACCUCCUCCUCGUCCAGUUCCUCCGCUCGGCAAAGCGGUGCGCCAACCAGCGGCCCUUUAUCCACGACCACUUUGGCUUCGACAAGAGCCUGGAGGAGCUCAUCGCCGACAUACUGCGCAUGCGCGACCUCGUGCGCCAGCAAUUGCCCACAUCUGCGUUUACCGAGCGAGGCAUCCUGAAGGAGGAGGCGCCGUACGUCGCUGUGCUGACGAGGAGCGGCUAUGAGUUUAUUGUUGCCUUUUUUGCGGUGCGAGUACUAGGAGGAGCACCUAUUCCUUUUGGCUCUGGUAUCCUCCCCGAAGAGGCCCGAUACUUUGUCAACAGCUCCAACGCUUCAUGCAUCCUCGCCGGCCGAGAUUGCUACGAGAAAGCCGAGCGGAUAGCCGCUCUCACCAGCGGCUCGCCUGACUCCAAGACGAUCGUAUCAAUACCCAUCUCAUGCGAUGCCGAGCCCGUAAAGGAGAUUGAUGUCACCAUUGACGAGACGCUUACGAUGGAUCCUCGAGGGCCCGGGCUGGUCAUCUUCACAUCUGGCACAACAGGACCUCCCAAGGGCGCCGUCUUGCCUCGGAUCUGCAUCGUCUUCCAGCCGGAUGCCCCUGCAAACUGUCAGACUGUCUGCUUCCGUCCGCCGCACUGGCUGGGCGGCGCAAUCAGCCUCAUCGAACCCAUGCUCACGGGCAAGCAGCUGCACAUCCUGAGAGAGAGAGCCGGCGUGGAGAAGAUAUGGAAAGUGAUUCGUGACAACCGCAUCACAGGAACGGGAUUCACGCCCGGAGUCUUGCGCGAGAUGAAGGAGUGGCUGGAGGUUCAGAGCGAGGAUGAGCAGGAAGAGUACAUCAAGGCGUUCAAGAACAUUGGCAUCAUCCACUGCGCUGGAGCCAUGGUGUCGCCCUCGGUGCUGAGGUUUUGGAAGAGCAGGACUGGAUUGGUGUUUAACAAUGUGUAUGGGUCAACGGAAGUUGGAGGACUGGCGACAUUCAAGAUCCUUGAUGGCACACAACGUUCGGAUGCUAUUGGUGUAGCAUUUCCGGGCAUCAAAGUCAAGCUGACGGCGGGCGAUCACGGCGAGAUUUGCGUCAAGAGCCCAUUCAUGCUGACACACUAUAUUGGCGAUGAAGAAAUGACAAGGGCCGCCUUUGACGACGAGGGGUAUUUCAAGACCGGGGAUUUCGCCCAGCUCAGGGACGGGGAAUACAUCUUCUCAGGCCGCGCCAACACUGACUAUAUCUUGUUCCGCCACUACCGCAUACCCAGCGUCCAGGUCGAGGUCGCACUUACAGCUCUCCCCUACGUAACCGAAGCCUGCGUCCUCGGCGUCCCCGACCACGAAGCAAAACAAAUCUGCGCCGCCGUCGUCCGCCUCACUCGCGACCAGGAGGAACUGCAGGGCCGAAACAGCGCGCACAGGAUCGACCUCGCCCGCCUGCGGACCGACAUGAACGAGACGCUGCCCAAGUGGAUGCUCCCCGUGCUGGUCAAGGUCCUCGAGCCGGGUGAGGAGAUGCCGCAGACGGUGUCGCAGAAGCCCAUCAAGAAGCAGAUUAUCAAGGCAUGCUUUGGCGUGGAGGAGUCGUGGUCCGCGGAGAAUGAGGUGCCGGGGGUUGAGUACUGGGGGAGCAUGCCUUCGCCGGAGGAGGCGGACACGAAGCCCUGGGACUGGCAGGGCUUGCAGCGGGCUGAUUUCAAGGCGGAGGCGUGA
Trichoderma reesei QM6a is the source of this 1740-nucleotide messenger RNA. RefSeq lists its product as uncharacterized. The coding region runs from base 1 to 1740 and encodes 579 amino acids. NCBI's taxonomy places the organism in Eukaryota, Fungi, Ascomycota, Sordariomycetes, Hypocreales, Hypocreaceae. The record is from RefSeq and is a predicted model, not a curated record. The transcript is spliced from 5 exons.